AUGCACGGGACGUGGGAGAACGUGCGAGCUGAGAUCAACAGGAGGAGGCUGCAAGAAUGGGAGGUGGAAGAGCAGCGGCGUGUCAAGGCUGCUCUGAACGAGGCAGUCAACCUGUCCGAGCAGAAGCUACAGGCCCAGCGCGGCCAGAUCGGUAGCGACGAGGACGAAGACGAGGAAGACGACGAGGACAUCGACGAGGAGGACUCGGAGGACGACUUGGCUGCUACUGACGACGAAAACGCCCUGGGACAUGACGACGCAUCGUCGAUGGAUGCCGACGACGACGACUCUGGCGACGAUGACGUCAUGUCUUCAUCUGACGAAGACGAUGAGCCGGCGAACGACUCUCUGGUGGAUGCUGCAGACGAGACCCUCACGCAAGAUCAACUACGGGCGAAGUACUCGAAUAUUCCCGACCUGGUCAAAGAAGACGAAGAAAAAACAACCAAUGGGAUAAGGACAAGCCCCGGCGCGACCGCAGGUGGAGAUGAAGGGAGUGACUCGACUGAUGAAUCAAUCGACAUGGACGAUGACAUGGGUUCUAGUGAUGAAGGCAGCGACGAGGAUGAUGACGAUGACAUGGAGACUGGGUCGGGUUCUGAAGGGGAGUCCGAUGAAGGGGAGCCUGCGAACCUUCUAGGGCUCUUUUUCGACAAGAAAGAGCUGCAACAGAUGCAAGAAACCCCGAAAGAUGAGACGGAAGAUCGAUCAGAGCCGCCAUCUGAGCAGGCUGAGAAGAAGAAAGCGCUCCAAACACCAUCCAAGGCGCGGGACCUGCCACUGCCUGCAUGGGACUCUGGGAAGAAGCAUGAUGUUUCAUUGGCCUUGCACGACGACAUGGAAGACGAGGAUGACGAUGAACCUGAGCUGGUCACAAUCCCACCGUCAGACCCAGUCACAGGCGACGAUACUCCUGAUGUGGGCGAUGGCGAGCGACCAACUACGAACGGCCAUGUUGAGACUGGCGUAGUCGACGAGCCUGUGACCAACGGCAUUGCACACAGUCUCGAGGCUACAACGGAUACGACAGUCGCUACAUCCCAAGAUGUUGACAUGACCGAUGCCCCGGUGCCUCUGGAAUCUCUCCCAGAAUUUGCCGUCACAUCUCCGCAGUCUACACCAGUUAAACCUACAAGUUCUGGUGCAGAUACGAUGAUGGCGCCGCCAGAGGUCGGAAAGCCCACUUCGUCACCCACACCCGACUCGAAGCCAUCAGACGCCGACUCGACAGCACUCAUCCCGGCACCCAAGGACGACACGAGUAGGUCUGUGUCACCCAGUCCAGCAUCGGCUGCAAAGACCGAAGUCCCCUUCCUGCUUCGCGGCACUCUUCGAGAGUACCAACAUUUUGGCUUGGACUGGUUGGCAGGCCUUUAUGCCAACAACACCAAUGGUAUCCUCGCUGACGAGAUGGGCCUGGGCAAGACGAUCCAGACAAUCGCGCUGCUGGCCCAUCUUGCGUGUCAUCAUGAAGUGUGGGGCCCUCACUUAGUUGUGGUACCGACGAGCGUAAUGCUCAAUUGGGAGAUGGAGUUCAAGAAGUUUUUACCUGGCUUCAAGAUCCUGUCCUACUAUGGAACACAGGAGGAGCGGAAGCGGAAGCGCCACGGAUGGAACAACGACGAUGUGUGGAACGUCUGCGUCACUUCUUACCAGCUCGUCCUUCAAGAUCAGCAGCACGCCGUUGCAGAACAACCUGACCGAGUUGUGGUCGCUGCUCUCUCCUCAUGCCGUCGGAGAACGGCGUUGGUGGUUUUGCCGAUUUGCAGGAGUUCCAUGAUUGGUUCCAUAAGCCAGAGUCUCAGAUCCUCGAGAGCGGCCGCGUUUACCAUGGACGAAGAAGCGCGGGCGAUCAUUUCCAAGUUGCACAAGGUUCUGAGACCGUACCUGCUUCGGCGACUCAAGGCCGAUGUUGAGAAGCAGAUGCCCGCCAAGUACGAACAUGUCGAAUUCUGCCGCUUGUCAAAGCGGCAGAGGGAACUCUAUGACGGCUUCUUGGCUCGGGCUGAUACCCGUGACACCCUGGCAUCUGGCAACUACAUGUCCAUCAUUAAUUGUCUCAUGCAGUUGCGGAAAGUGUGCAAUCAUCCUGAUCUUUUCGUCGAUCGGCCCAUCAUGACCUCCUUCCGAAUGCAAAAGAGCGUUGCUGCCGACUACAACGACACGAACGAGUUUCUACGGCGGACAAUCCUGGCGCAAGAUGCCAUGAAGCUCGUCAGUCUCGGCGUGGUCAAUCUGAUCCCCACGCAACAUGAAGGGCUUUCCAGCACCGAUGCAGAGCGCAUCUCUCAGUUGAGCUUGCAUCGAGUACUGCUGGACCUCCGAGAAGCCCAAAAUGCGCGUGCGCACAUGGCUCGCACCAACCUCGAUCCUUCAACCGCUGAGUCGAAUCUGGUCUAUCUUGAAAGCCUCGGUAGAUGGCGACGUUUCGAAGAGCUGCAACAUUGCGUGUACCUCAAUGCCCUCCGUGGACAACGCCGUCCGAUUUAUGGCAAGCGAUUAGUCCAGUUCCUGACCUUGGACCUGCAGCAGCGGCCUCGUAAGCCCCGGCCCAGGGUUGCGAAGAACAUCCUCAACUGGUUUGCUGAGGACUCAGGAUUCCUGCGCGCGACAAUCCACAGCAUGGACGACAGGGCAGCGUCCAUGGAAACGAUAAUCCAAAAGUUUGCGUGCGUGACGCCAUCGGUCAUCACGCGAGACAUGACUGAAAUCGUCCUCGGCAAGCGAGCCAUCGAUGCGUUCACUGAGGCCGACCUCAGUCUCUCCGCACCAGUGCGCUGGGCGCCGUUCAUGCAGAAGCAGGCGCCGCACGACCCGUGGCACGAGGCUAGGAUGCGGUUGAGUAUUCAGUUCCCCGACAAACGUCUCCUUCAGUACGAUUGUGGCAAACUUCAGGCACUCGACAAGCUGCUUCGCAAGCUUCAGGCUGGCGGCCAUCGUGCGUUGAUCUUCACGCAGAUGACCAAGGUUCUCAACAUUCUUGAGCAGUUCCUCAACAUCCACGGCCACAAGUACCUGCGACUCGAUGGUGCGACCAAGGUCGAGCAGCGACAGAUCCUCACGGACAGGUUCAACAACGAUCCGCGCAUCCUCUGUUUCAUCCUCUCCACCCGGUCAGGUGGCCUGGGCAUCAACCUGACCGGCGCCGACACGGUCAUUUUCUAUGACCAAGACUGGAACCCCGCCAUGGACAAGCAGUGUCAGGACAGAUGUCAUCGUAUAGGCCAAACACGUGACGUGCACAUUUACCGGCUCGUCAGUGAGCACACGAUCGAAGCCAACAUUCUACGCAAGGCGUCGCAGAAGCAAAUGCUCGACGACGUUGUCAUCCAGGAGGGCGAAUUCACGACAGACUACUUCCGCGAGAAGAUGACAGUGCGCGACGCCGUCGGCGAGGACGCCGAGCUUGUCAACGACGGCAACGCCGCCGCCAACGCGGCCAUGGACCGUCUCCUCGGCGGCGGCGCCAACGGCAGCGAGUCGCGCAACGUCGGCGAGUGCUCGAGCUUGCCGAAAUACAAGGAGGACGUCGACGCUGCCAAGGGCAGCUGA
Molecule: messenger RNA, 3552 nt
Organism: Verticillium alfalfae VaMs.102
Lineage: Eukaryota; Fungi; Ascomycota; Sordariomycetes; Glomerellales; Plectosphaerellaceae
Product: helicase SWR1
Exons: 2
Coding region: 1-3552 (1183 amino acids)
Cellular component (GO): Swr1 complex
Molecular function (GO): histone binding; ATP-dependent chromatin remodeler activity; ATP hydrolysis activity
Source: RefSeq, a predicted model, not a curated record